UCUUCCUGUCCAUAGAAAACAAAACAAAUCUAACAAAAUGGCUCUCGCUGGACAACUGAAGGCUGAUGUAGAGAUCAACCCUCCUGCUGACAAAUUUCAAGAGUUCUUCUCCUGCACACCUUUCGAAUCGACAAAAUCCAGCCCCGACAAAAUUCAAAGUGUUGAUUUAAUCGAAGGUCAGUGGGGAAAAGAUGGCUCUGUUUACUGCUGGAACUUCCUCCUCGAUGGAAAAACUGCAAAUAAUAAGGUGAAAGUCAGAAUUGACAACAAAAGCAAGUCAACUACUCUCAAAACCAUACAAGGAACUCUGAAAAAAUCGUUCAAGAGCUUCAUCAUCAACAUGAAAAUUACUCCAACGACUGAACAAGGCAGCUUGGACCCUUGA
Messenger RNA from Pistacia vera, 385 nucleotides. Its product is annotated as MLP-like protein 31. Bases 38 to 385 code for a protein of 115 amino acids. NCBI's taxonomy places the organism in Eukaryota, Viridiplantae, Streptophyta, Magnoliopsida, Sapindales, Anacardiaceae. The record is from RefSeq and is a predicted model, not a curated record. Gene Ontology annotation, biological process: defense response. The transcript is spliced from 2 exons.